CGCAUGCGUUGUUUUAGUGACUCAAACAUGCAAGAGAUGGAAAACUUAUGGCAGUCGCGUGUAGACAGGAAGAUGAGCUACCUACAGGACAACUGCAAAGUUACAGAAAAAUUACUGUGGGCACUGUUGGGUGAGCAACUUAUAACCUACCACGAAAAGCAGGAGAUAGAGGUGAAAAAGACGGACUUGAGGAAGUUGAAUUGCCUUAUUGAAAUCACACGAUUCAAAGGUCCAGACUCGUAUCAAAAAUUUUGUGAUGCUCUCGAUACGGCUGGGCAAACGUUCGUUGUCGACGAACUGACUGGGAGGAAAGGCAGAGUCAACAACAAGGUUUUUCAACAUUCUCGACAGGGAAACCCAGUUACUUGUCCAACUGGUUCUUCCAGUAAUGAUCAAAUGACUGCUACUGGCUUGUCUUUUAUCAAUAAAGAUGUGGAUGUGGCUACCCAUCAUCACAUUGUUGGAGGCUUAAAUGAUUCUAUACAGCAGCAUCAGCUUACUCCUACUCAACAUUUCAAUGUGCCAUCAACAGCCGCUCCAUUUCUGCCGCCAGUUGCAGAUGAGAAAUGGGAAUUAGUUCAUACCAGUCCUACUUCUCCAGAAAUACACAAAAUUGCAAUGCGUUUAGGGCGAAGAUGGAACAGUUUGAUUCCAUUUAUGGAACCGAACAGUGAUGAUUUGGAAAUUGAGGCUCGUAUUAUUGCUGAUCGACGAGAUAAACUUGAACCAGAGAAGGCUGAACUUUAUUUGCUGCUGUGGAAAGAAAAGUUUAAUGAUAAAGCUACACGCUAUUGUUUAGUGAAUGUUUUAAUUGACUGUAGUCAGCGACUGACAGCAGAUCAAGUUUUUGGAAGGGAUCUUGUUGAAUUAGUGCAACAAGUUAGAAGGUUGGGUGUUAAAACGGAAUAGAUUUUUACUUGCAUUUUCAUCUUAUUACAGGGUUUGCGUGUGUAGAUUGUGUGUAAGAACGAAAUACAUAAUUAGAUGCAUACCAAUAACUAGAGUAACAUCCGGGACAGUAGAUUAUAAUGGAUGAAAGUAAUCAUGCGAAUGUAUUUGAUUUUUGGAGGAGCAGAGAAGCUGCAGCUACUGUGUCCGCAUUGUCCCCAAUCUGUGGCGUCUCUAGAACGAAGUCUUCUUCCUCGGCAUGUUCGUCGACCUCCCGCACUAGUCGUCUUACGACUGUGAACUCUUGUACAAAAGUUUCCGUUCGUUCAACAACAGACGACGGCCUCCCAGAGAACUUACAAACAAAGACGCUUGCAGAAAGAAGAGCGAAGCAUCAAGGUGCAGACCACACCCACAAGGUAGGACCAAGUCGCAGCACUUCCAGAAGCUCCAGUUUACUAAAGAAGAGUUUGUCGCAACCAACGCUACCGCCCCAGACAGGCCAGUGUGCGAAGAGAACUACAGUUGACUUUGCAGAACUGACAGUGAGGCGAGGGAGCAGCACUAGUACAACAAAAAACACGUGGUCGUCUAGAAGAGCUCUUGCAAUUAGUACAAGGUCAGCUACGUAUACAGGAGGUUCAGCAACAAAGCGAAGUAUGAAGGAAGAGGUGUCUCCUAAGUCUUCUGCUGGUCCUUUUGAUUUGUUUUUUGGAGAUGGACUUUUUGACUUGGUAGAAGAAAGCAAUGAAGAAGUCACAGUCUUCAAAAGAGUCGUCACCGAUUUGAGGCAAAAAUACCCAUAUUUUGAUAGCAGAACUAAUCCAAGCUACUUGACAAACUCGGUUGUAUCUUCUGGGAAUGUAAGGAUGUCUCGUUCAUAUAGUAUACCAGGAGAUGAUGAUGAUGUGAAUCAUGUUAACAUUCAACUACAUAGUUUGCAAGGAAGAAUUCCAUUGUACAUUACUGGAAAUUUGAAGUCAUGUGGUAUUGACAUUAUACAACAAGCUCUCAUCUCAUGUGACACAUUGUGUCAACAAUUUCUACCAAUGGAUGGCUCAGAACUGGAUCCAAGCAGUUUUGUGCUGAAAGUGUGUGGGAGAGCAGAGUAUCUUGACAACAAUGUUGCACUUGAAGCUAUUGGAUGUGUAAGACAAUGUAUUCGAUACAACUGUCCUCUAAAACUUGCAAUUUUACAACACGAGCAAAUUCCAGACUAUGGAGCCAGGACAAGUGAAGACGACGACGAAGAUUGCAGAGUAGAAGGAUUUCAAAGAUACUUUGAACAGCCAAUUGCAACAGCUGUGUCACAGCGAGGACUGAUGAUUCUAAUAGAAGCGUUUCAGAAAGAGUGUAAUCGACUGCUUGAGGGUUUAAACCAUCAACAGCCUGAUCAAGUAGUACAAACAGUGAAGGCCAUUUGGUCAACUUUAUCAACUGUUGAGUUGUCAUGCAUUACAGAUGCCAUUUCUUUCCUUCGAAAAGUUACUCUUCGUUGUGAUGGUGUCAGUAAACAGGGUAAUGUGGAGCGGAGUGGAGAAGACAAAAGUCGGUUUGAAUUAGGUAUCAAUAAACUCACAUCUGCUGUCCACAGAUUUAUAGAGGUUUACUGCAGCUCAUUUGAAACGAACUUUAAUCUUUCUCAGUCAGUUGCCAGAGCACAUGGCAAUGUUCGACUGAAGAAGUCUUUGACUGAUGUUGAAGGGAAAUUUCGAGUCUUUAUUGGAUCAGCGAGUCGGAUACCUUAUGUUUAUCGAAGUUUUGAACUUUUCCAAGUUCAAUGUCGACUGUAUUAUGGGGGUGAGAUGUUGGCGGACUGUCAGUCAACUUGGCCUGUCCAAUUAUCGUAUGGGUUCAGUAAUCGUCUUGCAUGGGAUGAAUGGCUUGAGUUUAAUGUUGACAUCAGGAGUUUGCCACGAGAGAUUCGACUCUGCUGCUCUUUGAUUGGGUGCAAGAAAGCAUCUGGUAGUGACACAAAGGAAGUUCUUGGUUGGGUUGCUUUUUGCUUGUUUGAUUUUAAAAGUGCAUUGCUGUCUGGAGAUUUCUUGUUUGGUCUUUGGCCAGAUCAAGUAGCAAAUCCCAUUGGAACAUGUUCCUCCAACAUCAUCAACAAAGACAGUGUCAUAUUGCAUAUUCAACUGGAUUCUUUUGGAGAAAGUGAAGUUUUCUUCCCUGAGUCAAGCAAGAUAGUUCUUCCUGUCAGGCAAUCUGUAAUGGAUCUUGUAACAAAGCAUUCUUUGAAAAUGAUGAUUCAGAAAGAUCCCUAUAAAAGUCGGCAGCAGAAAGACGAGAUCCUUGCUGGCUCUCAAUUUUCGGAUUUUUCUAAAGUCAAAAAUUUUGAAUCUCUGUCCACACUAGACCAGAAUACAUCUCGAUCCCAUCGCGAUCUGAUUGGGAUAGUGAGUGUCCACACUUUGAAAAUGUUACCUCCGCCUAAUUUUUGGUAUCACGUGACUGAUGACUGA
Messenger RNA from Corticium candelabrum, 3353 nucleotides. Its product is annotated as phosphatidylinositol 4-phosphate 3-kinase C2 domain-containing subunit alpha-like. The record is from RefSeq and is a predicted model, not a curated record. The transcript has 20 exons. Lineage: Eukaryota; Metazoa; Porifera; Homoscleromorpha; Homosclerophorida; Plakinidae. The coding region runs from base 1029 to 3353 and encodes 774 amino acids.